ACGUCCUCCCCGUUUUGAGGCUGAGCCAAAAAACCUAAAAAGAGAGAAGAGGGAGGGGAAUGGCAACUGUUGACUGGAAGUGAGUGGCAGUGAGAGAGGCGAAGGGGCUGGGGGAAGUAGUGAGAAGGUCAGUUACACCUCUGCAAACAUGUGCAAGUGUUUUCUUGGGGACAGACUUCUUCUUCUCCAUCCUCCUGCUCCAUCAAAACAGGCAGUCGCCUGUGAUGCACAACUGGGACUCUCCUUUGGCCCUCAGAUGAAAAUUAAACACACUUCCCAGUGGAGGGGGGCAAAGCUGGCCCCAGGGCUCAGCCUGCUUGCCUUCGUCCUGCUGCUGAUCAUGACCUUCUCCACGAACUGGCUGUACCUCUCUUCGAGCCGCUUCUACAAGCGCUGGCCUGCAAAUGUUACUUGUAGAAUGUACACGUCAGCUGUUAUCAUGUCCAUGGGACUCCUUCAGAUCUGCAAAUUCAAAAAAUGUCCCACCUUAGAGGAGAGGAAAGAGAGUUUUAAGCUGUGGACUCAUCACCCAGUCUUUGGAAUAGCCAAGAUAACCUUCAGCCUGACGCUGGUGCUGGGCUUCGUCUUCACCUUUUGGUUGCACCUCGUGUACAUAUUCGGUCUUCAGAGAGUGCCCUACUUUGGCUGGAUUGGGAUUUUCAUGAGCUUCUGUGAAGUUGUCUUCAUUUUCUCCACCCUCCUGUUGUUUCCUGUUAACGUCUGGAUCUUCGAGUUGAAGAGGAAUUUAUCGAUCCCCAUUGGGUGGAGCUAUUUCAUUGGCUGGGUGGUGUUUAUCCUAUACGUCACCUGUGCGCUCCUCUGCUACUUCGACAAUAAAAAUGUCUGCAGUCUGGUUCCAAGCCAUCCCUCUGGCCCUGUAUCCUAGAGCAGCAGUACCAGAUCAGUUUCUCUGAAUGAAUGGUCUCAAGCAUCUUUGUCACCCAGGAAGAAGUCCUGGAUCCUGAGCAAGAGAAGGGAUCUCUGUAACCUUUUCCGAACUCCUGGCACCAAGUUCUGUCCAUUCAUCUGAAUUGCCCUCCUCAUUCUUCCCCACAACCCUUAAGUUAUUUGGCCCUCCUUACUGCAAAUAAUUAGAAAGGGAGGAUUUUAGGCCUAUUUUGCACUCCUCUUCUUUGUCUCUACUUUGCCUACAGUUUGGGUAAUGUGGAAUAA
This is a messenger RNA of Phyllostomus discolor (pale spear-nosed bat), 1173 nucleotides long. It is a transcript of the gene ODF4, whose product is annotated as outer dense fiber of sperm tails 4. Bases 149 to 886 code for a protein of 245 amino acids. The transcript has 5 exons. The record is from RefSeq and is a predicted model, not a curated record. NCBI's taxonomy places the organism in Eukaryota, Metazoa, Chordata, Mammalia, Chiroptera, Phyllostomidae.